Trichoplusia ni (cabbage looper) is the source of this 590-nucleotide messenger RNA. RefSeq lists its product as uncharacterized. The transcript is spliced from 2 exons. NCBI's taxonomy places the organism in Eukaryota, Metazoa, Arthropoda, Insecta, Lepidoptera, Noctuidae. The coding region runs from base 11 to 352 and encodes 113 amino acids. The record is from RefSeq and is a predicted model, not a curated record.
CCAUGACGUCAUGGAAAUGCACUUCGAGCAACCGGUGCAUGUUUCCCCUAUACUUGGCACAUCACAUAGUGAAAUAAUACCAGAAACCAUAAUACCUGUGACCACGCCACUACAGACUACGCCACUGUUGAGUAACAAUCCUCCACGACGGCGACGCCGGUCUUUAACUCAGAGGCAGGAUACAGUGACGAUGGAACGGUUUGCCAUGAUGGAAGAGCGGCGGAUUGAAGCCGAAACGACAACAGCCCAAGCAUUAAUUCAACUGUCACAACAAAUUGGCAAUAUUGCAAGGGCUUUAACAUCUAUAGCUACAGCAAUUUCAGACGUAGCCAGAAAAAUGCCAGAACCUUAAGAAAGGCAUCUUAACAAAUUUUUUUUUCAGCAAAGACCUCCCUUAGAUUUUUUUUUAUUUAUUAAACCGUAAAAAUACUAGUUAAACAUGCUAGUUCAAUGAAGAUUCCCAAUAUGUUCGUAAUCAAGCAAAAUGUUCAUAAAAAAAUAAACAAAAAGUUCUUCCUAAAACGCUGUCAGCUGUUGUCUCUAAAAUAAAUGUAUAAGGUAUAGAUUAGGUUAUAGUAGGUAAUUAAAAG